AUGGGGCCCCGGCUGCUGCCGCCGCCGCCGCCCUCCUCCUCCUCCUCUUCUUCUUUCUUCUGUCUGCUCCUGCUCGGGGGGCACCUGUGCCCGGCGGCAGCCCUGGAGGACAAGAGAGUUUGCCAAGGCACGGGAAAUAAACUGACCCAGUUGGGUACUCUGGAUGACCACUUUAUAAGCCUCCAAAGGAUGUACAAUAACUGUGAAGUAGUUCUUGGAAAUUUGGAGAUCACCUAUGUGCAAAGGAAUUAUGACUUGUCUUUCCUGAAGACCAUCCAGGAGGUUGCUGGUUACGUACUGAUUGCACUGAACUCAGUGGAGACCAUACCGUUGGUAAACCUGCAGAUCAUUCGAGGAAACGUGCUCUACGAAGGCUUUGCCUUGGCGGUCUUAUCCAACUAUGGGAUGAAUAAAACAGGACUGAGGGAGCUGCCCAUGAGAAACCUUUUAGAAAUCCUUAUUGGUGGUGUUCGAUUCAGCAACAAUCCUGCACUGUGCAACACAGAUACAAUCCAGUGGAAAGACAUUGUAAACACAGGACAGUUAAACAACAUAUCCAUAGACAAUCAAAACCAACUGGACAAAUGUCCAAAGUGUGAUCUUAAUUGUCCCAAUGGAAGUUGCUGGGGUCCUGGACCACAGAACUGUCAGACUUUGACCAAGACCAUCUGUGCCCAGCAAUGUUCGGGCCGGUGCCGGGGAAGUUCACCCAGUGACUGCUGUCACAACCAGUGUGCAGCUGGCUGUACAGGACCCAGAGAGAGUGACUGCUUGGUCUGUCGCAAAUUUCGGGAUGAAGCCACCUGCAAGGACACCUGCCCUACGCUGAUGUUGUACAACCCCACAACCUACCAAAUGGACGUCAAUCCAGAAGGGAAAUACAGCUUUGGAGCUACCUGUGUCAAAAAGUGCCCACACAACUACGUAGUGACAGAUCAUGGUUCUUGUGUCCGCUCUUGCAACGCAGAGACCUCCGAAGUGGAGGAAGAUGGUGUCCGAAAAUGCAAAAAAUGUGAAGGGCCAUGCAGUAAAGUCUGCACUGGAAUUGGAACUGGUGAAUUUAAGGAUGUUCUUUCUAUAAACGCCACAAACAUCAAACGAUUCCAAAAUUGUACCAAGAUCAACGGGGAUCUUCAUAUCCUGCCUGUGGCAUUUAAUGGGGACGCUUUCACAAAAACUCCUCCACUGAACCCAGAGGAACUGAACAUCUUUAAAACCAUCAAAGAAAUAUCAGGAUUUUUACUGAUUCAGGAUUGGCCCGCAAACAUGACCAACCUUGGUGUUUUUGAAAAUCUGGAAAUUAUCCGAGGCAGAACUAAGCAGCAUGGCCAGUUUUCCCUUGCUAUUGUUAACCUGAACAUAACUUCUCUGGGAUUACGAUCUCUCAAGGAAAUAAGUGACGGAGAUGUAGUCAUUACAAGAAACAAAAACUUGUGCUAUGCAAACACGAUACACUGGGACAAACUGUUUGGCACAGCAAAUCAGAAAUAUAAAAUUGAAAACAACAGGCAUGGAAAUGGAUGCAAUGCCACCGGUCAAGUUUGUCACCCUUUGUGUUCCCCUGAGGGAUGUUGGGGUCCAGAGCCAAACCAGUGUUUCUCUUGCCGAUACGUCAGUCGAAGCAAGGAGUGUGUGGAGAAAUGCAACAUAUUAGAUGGAUUCCCAAGAGAGUUUGUGGAGAAGUCAGAAUGUUUGCAGUGCCAUCCAGAAUGUCAACCACAGCCUAAGAAUGCAACCUGUACAGGUCACGGUCCAGACAACUGCAUUAAGUGUGCCCACUACAUAGAUGGUCCUCACUGUGUUAAAACCUGUCCCGCUGGAAUUAUGGGGGAAAAUGAUACCUUGGUCUGGAAAUAUGCUGAUGCACAUAAUGUGUGUCAACUGUGUCAUCCAAAUUGCACCCAUGGAUGCAAUGGGCCAGGUCUCGAAGGCUGCCCGGUGAAUAGCUCCAAGAUCCCCUCCAUCGCUGCUGGGAUUGUGGGGAGCCUCCUCUGCCUGGUGAUGGUGGGCCUCAUCAUCGGGCUCUACAUGAGAAGGCGGCACAUUGUUCGUAAACGCACGCUGCGCAGGCUGCUUCAGGAAAGGGAGCUCGUUGAGCCUCUCACACCCAGUGGAGAAGCUCCCAAUCAGGCUCUUCUGAGGAUCCUCAAGGAGACAGAAUUUAAGAAGAUCAAAGUUCUUGGCUCUGGGGCAUUCGGCACCGUGUACAAGGGGUUGUGGAUUCCUGAAGGAGAGAAGGUCAAAAUUCCAGUUGCUAUUAAGGAAUUGAGAGAGGCGACCUCUCCAAAAGCCAACAAGGAAAUUCUUGAUGAGGCCUACGUCAUGGCCAGCGUGGACAACCCCCACGUUUGCCGCCUGCUGGGGAUCUGCCUCACGUCUACCGUUCAGCUCAUCACUCAGCUUAUGCCGUUUGGUUGCCUCCUGGACUAUAUUCGGGAGCACAAGGACAACAUCGGCUCCCAGUACCUUCUCAACUGGUGUGUGCAGAUCGCGAAGGGAAUGAAUUACUUGGAAGAACGCCGGCUGGUCCACCGAGAUUUGGCAGCCAGAAACGUCCUGGUGAAGACGCCGCAGCAUGUGAAGAUAACAGAUUUUGGAUUAGCUAAGCUGCUUGGGGCUGAUGAGAAGGAAUACCAUGCAGAAGGAGGCAAAGUUCCUAUCAAGUGGAUGGCUUUGGAAUCUAUUUUACAUCGGAUCUAUACCCACCAGAGUGACGUUUGGAGUUAUGGAGUCACCGUUUGGGAGCUGAUGACUUUUGGUUCAAAACCCUACGAUGGAAUUCCGGCUAGUGAGAUUUCAUCCAUCUUAGAGAAAGGGGAACGUUUGCCUCAGCCGCCCAUCUGCACUAUCGAUGUCUACAUGAUCAUGGUCAAAUGUUGGAUGAUCGACGCAGAUAGUCGCCCUAAGUUUCGAGAGCUGAUACUUGAAUUCUCCAAAAUGGCCCGUGAUCCCCAGCGCUACCUGGUCAUUCAGGGUGACGAACGAAUGCAUCUGCCGAGCCCCACGGACUCCAAGUUUUACCGCAGUCUGAUGGAGGAGGAGGACAUGGAAGAUAUCGUCGAUGCCGAUGAGUACCUCAUUCCUCACCAAGGGUUCUUCAACAGCCCUUCCACAUCCAGAACUCCCCUCCUGAGUUCUCUGAGUGCUACCAGCAACAAUUCCACCACUGCCUGCAUUGACAGAAACGGGCAGGGAUUUGCCUUGAAGGAAGACAGCCUCGUCCCGAGGUACAGUUCAGACCCCACCACUGCCUUCUUUGAAGAUAGCAUAGAGGAUGGCUUCCUGCCCGUUCCAGAAUACAUCAACCAAUCAGCCCCACAAAGGCCAACAGGUUCUGCAGUUCAGAACCCUGUCUACCACAACCAGCCUUUAAAUCCCAAUUCUACUAAAGACUCUCACUACCAGAACUCACACAGUAAUGCGGUGGACAACCCAGAAUAUCUCAACACGGGCCAACCCACCUUCAUCCAAAAGGCGUUCGACGGCUCUUCCUACUGGGACCAAAAGGCCAACCACCAGAUUAACCUGGACAAUCCUGACUACCAGCAGGACUUCCUACCCAAGGAAGCCAAGCCUAAUGGGGUCUUUAAAGUUCCUGCAGCCGAAAAUCCCGAGUAUCUCCGGGUGGCAGCGCCCAAAAGUGAAUUCAUUGAAGCAUCGGCAUGACAACAGAGGGACCACCACCCCCGCUCCCCAAAUUCAGCCAGCCAGGCUGCUGAAGGACCAUCCUAUGGACACCAUCAUCGACUGACCCACUUGGUCACCAUCAUGUUUUUCCUUUGGAGGUGUGAGCUGCCCUCACCGGACUCCGGUACGACCACCCUCAUCCUUCAUCAAGGAUUGGCUCUUUUACACGGAUACACAAUGAAGUGGAACAAAAAUAUCUGUGGACAUUAUGGGAGCAACGCUGAGCUUUCCAACAAGCCUCUGAAAAUGAUACCCGGGGAGCUUAUUUUUAGCAAGACACUUCGAAUAUACAAUAGUUAACCUUCUUAGAAAUGCUUUUGAGACAUAAAGGCAAGGGGGAAAUCAUGGGCAUUGGGCUCACAUCCUCGCUUGUUGGCUUUAAGCUGGUUGGGCCACACCGAUGAAGAAUCGGGUGAAUGGAUUGAGGGCCCGGGAAUCUGGAAAACAUUGAUUGGCCCAAUUGGACUUGUCUUGAGCAGUCCUCUUUUACUGCUUCCAGAUUCUCUAGGUUCCAACCAGGGCGGGUUGGUGCUACUCCUAGACCAUAGACCAAGGAGUAAUGAAAAAGCAGUUCAGCCAAUUACUGACCACUACACUUGGAGAAACCAAGAACAUUGUUUGUAAAUGUCUCCAUGGUACUCACCGGACUGUUUUAAAAUGUUUUCUGAAUAUGAAUCCCCGUCUUAAUCUUUUUUUUUCCAUUCCAUUCUAGCUAGCUGUAUAGACAACUCGAUUGGUUAAAUGGAUAUAACCGGAAAAUCUGCCGGGGAAGCUCCCCGUUGGCUCACUCUGUUCGGUCAAAGGUGCCAUUUUCAAGAUGCAGAGGAAGGAUGGGCAGGAAAUGCAAAAGAUCAGGAGGAUAAUCUUAUGAGCCGGAGUAGUUGACUUAGAUGAAACUGUACAAAACCUAAACUUGUUUAAGGGGAAAUGCAAAAAGAAGCCAUCCAGAAAAAUUAGAUUGUAAUAGUUUGAUUUAAGGGAAAAACAGCUUAGCCAACUGUAGGAAAUUAAAUUAUUUCAUUUUUCCUUCAAUUUGAUCCAAAAGUAUGCUACCUAAAAGUUAACUCCUCCUGGAACACUACAUCACGCCUUUCUAUUCCGUGCUUCUUUGGCCUUUUUUCAAAUGAUAAAAGUUCACCAUACGCUAGAUCUCAGUGGAAAACUGGAUAACUCUGCUCCAACCUAGAGGAAAUACAGAAAGUCAGAAGGUGUGGUAAAACUCCAAAAUUUUCAAAAUCAAAUUGUGUGGGGGCAGUGAUGCAUUUCUGAAAUUACAACCUGUGAAUUUACUAGAUAAAAAUCUGUAUGUUCAUUUGAUUGUGUGCCUAAAGAUAGUCUGAAGCAAUCCAUUUUACUAGAUACUUCUGGGCCUACUCUCCAGACAGUCGUUUGCAUUAUAGCAUUCUUCACAUUCUCCAAAUGCCUGUCAGUGGAUGUUUUUAGUAUCUCCUCUGGAAAAAAUGAGAUUAGGGAAAGAUGAAGCAAUAUUUUCCAGAAACUGUAAUAAAGGAACAUUUUAACCAAUGGGUUGGUUGGGUGGGUUUUGGGGGGUUUUUUUGUUUGUUUGUUUUCCCCCCACCAUUCCUGCUUGUCAGAAAUUGUGUUUCUGCCAGGGAGUUAAGCACCUUAUCAGAGACAGCUGAAUGACUGUGACCCUACCCUGGCCUUGGGAUUCCUCCCAACAAAAUCCCAGAGGAGCCUCAGCCCAAGCUGAUUUGUCUUGAACUCAAGAUCUCAGGAUCUUCUGGGCAGUCUCAUAUAGUCACAUAUUCCGAUCUCUACUUUUUCAGAAAUAGGUAACUGCUGGUGAAGGGCAGUAUAUGCCAUCAGACCCAUUCCCAUCCCAUCUUGGGAAGUUACUAGGGCUGAAUUUCAGGGAGCAGUCAAGCAUUUUUCUUCUCUGUGCAUCAAAACCCUUCAGGAUAAAACCCAGGUCAACUCCUGUGAGGUACAAACAUAAUGGUUCUUAAAAUUACAGGCACGCAACACCUGUGAAAUCAAGAAAGCAGAACAAAGCUCAUGGGCAAUGGAGAACUGGGUUAAUCGAGAAAUACAAAAUCUAUGCCGGGUUUGUCUGGAGCUCUGGCCAGUCUGAGACCACAUAGUAAGCCUCGACCAACAAGGAGAUGACAAAGACUUGGUCUUUGAAGUUCAAAAAAUUUGCCCGUGCAUUCUGUCUCAUCCAUCUGCUAAUGUGCUCUAAAGUCAGAAGGCUCAUUUGGCUUUUUGCCCUGAGAUCUCGGAGUGAAGAAAGGGGAGAUGCUUUUAUCUGGACCCCUGAUGCUUUCUGAAAAUGGUGAGAGCUUAGACAGUACCGCUCAGCUGCUGAUGGGACUGUUGCGAGAGUCAACUGAUCUAUAUGAACAAGAAUGCCUCAUUGCUGCUCUUAGAGUUUUGACACAUUUUCCAAAGUUAAAAAAAUAUUGAUUUAAAUGAUUUCCUCUUUAAACCUUGCAAGAGAAAGCUGACAGCUGGCCCCUUGGAGACUGAAAUUUUCAGUCUACAGGGAAAUCUGUUUAUUCUUUCUGUAAGACUCCCAUUCCACUCAACGAAAUUCUCUGACCAUCAUCCACAGAUUUUCCCUUUAAUUUGUAGGCUAAUUUAGGUGUCUAAGAAUUUUGAGUACUCCUGCAAAACUUAUUUGAUUCAUUAAAUGGAUUAGCAUACCAUACUGAAAGUGUAUAAUCUGAGGAACUUCAUUUUAACAGAAAAAUCUAUUAAAACCAAAAGUGUUCCAUUGCAUUGGACAAUUUGGGAAGAUACUUACUGUUUUGAACUGCCUGAGAAGAUGAGCCAGGGGGUUGGUACUGACCAAUCACCAUUUCCAGGAUGCCUCUAGGUACUAAAAUACUUGAGGUAAGAGCAACUUUAAAAAUAUCAAAACUAUCCCCAUUUCCCUUCCCAGAUUAACAGGGCCAGGACAGUUCCAAAAGAGGGUAGAAACCAAAUUAAAAGAUGCUAAUUAUCACAGUAGAUUCCCACUUUAAUACAGUUUGGGCAUUCAUUAAUUCUGUGAACCAAUAGUAGUGAUUCUACACCAACUGUGGACAGAGCAACAAAGUGUUUGGGAGAGUGUGAUAGAGGUUGGAGACAUGGUCCCCCUUGCUGACAGUUUGGGAGCACAACACAGAAUUAGAAAGGGUGAGGAAAUAGGCCAGACUAUUUGAAGCCCAAAUUGACGUGUUUGUAGUAAUUAUUAACUGCCUACUGUGGGCAAAGUAGUGUACUAAAUGCUAGGAAAAAAAGGCUAGGAAAAAUAGGGGUCCUUGGCCCCCAGUGGGCUCAGAAUCUAAGAGUAAAAGGGAGAGGGAGUUGGUGACAGACAAAAUGAAAAAUAAAACCAGAAAACAAUCUAAGAGAUAAGGACAACGAUAAAUGGAAAUAGAACGAUAGAAUACCAUGGCUAGAAGAGCAGAGUUUCGGACUCACCUCAACACUCAGAGCUACGGCUUUCUAGAGUUUGGAAAGUCCUCACGCUCCUGGUUUUUCACCGGUUCUGGCCUGAAGCAAAGGCUGGUGGGGAGUCCUAAUGGGGUCGGGGGCUGGGCAGCAUCUCUUCCAUCCUACAGGCCUCCGGUCCCAUGGUGAGAAAACGGCUUGGGCCGCUCUGAUUUCGUACCCAUUGUGGUGAUGGGUUGGAUAGGGCUUCACUUCCGCAAGGGACCAGUCCCGGGAUCUGAGGAGAUGGAUGAUAGGAUGUUGGGAACUUUUGCAUUUCCUGAAGCAAAAUCAUUGUUUAGACUAGGAAACAGAACUCAUCUUCCAAGGGCUGCUACCUCUUCAAUGACCGCUGUUGAAACUGCCUUUGAUUGUUCUUUUGCAUUGUAAUGGGAGAAAUCAUUUUAUUGCAAUGGGAUGAUCUGUUAAUAUCACUGUAAAAUGCACUUGUACAGGAAUGUCAUUUUGAUGAUUUGAAAACCUCUGCCUAGCUUCACUGCCACAGUACUGCUGUUUAAGGGGCAAGUCUUUUUUGGAUGUGCCUAAAAGUUCACUUGGAAGCAGGAUUUUUAUACCCAAAUCCUAUUUUUCUAACUUAGUUUUUUUCCCCUCAAAUUCCUCCCUCCUCUGCUCUGGCACACCACUUUUUGGGUGUAUUCUGAAGGUAAUUCAUUUUUGUAUGAAAGGGUACGAACCUAGACUAACUUAGGACCAAAGACCAAUCUCUUUCUUGAAAACAAUCAAAAGGAAGCAGUGCCCUCUGCCACUCCACAGCUGUUCAUUUCUCCAAAUCGGUAUUCAGAACAGAGAGAUCACCUAGAUCAAAAGAGAGGUUAUUGGCAUGGUGCGGGCUGUUUCGAUGAAACAAUUCCACAUUCAAAUUCACUAUUAUUAUCCUCUGCUCUGGGUCCUCGCUCCAUUGGGCCAACUUUGAGGAAAGGGGUUUGGAAUAGUAGCGCCGGAGAGAGAGUUGCCUGGAAUUGGGGCAGCAUUAACAAGCACUAGAGAAAACUCACAAGUGUGCCCCCCAUUCCUCCUCUCCCCCAACUCCCACCUUUUCCCCUUCCCCGGCUAUACAUUUGGGAGGAAGGCUGGCACAAAUUAAAAAAACAACAACAGUCUUUCUGCUAGACCUGCAUAAGGAGGCCAAAAUGAACUGCUGAUGAAAGGGGAGGAAGUUAUGGUGUAAACCACCCAGACAUUUGGAAUAGCAAGAAUCCAAGAAAGGGAUUCUUGUGAGGGCGUGAACUUUCCACAGUCUGCCUCUGGAACUAAAAAAUGUUUCUCGUGGAGAUACGUAGCCAUCUCCCUUUUAUCCCUUCCCGAAAGCAAGCCGGGCUUUCUAACCACCAGCAGAAAUUCCAUCAAUCCAUCACUGAGCACUGCACUAAGCUCUUGGGAGAGUGUCAUACCAAGGCCCUGUUGACUAGCAGGUAACUGGCAGGGGAUUUUGUAAAGCCAAAUACACUUAACUCCCCCACUCUCUUGUCCUGAAUUUUGUCCAGAUGGCAGCCCUCUGUAUAAUCCAAUCUGUGUGAAAUGAAUAGAGAGCCUGUGGAUACAUUGUCCCAUUUUAGCCUGCUUGGGAAUGGUGCAUUCCAUUCAAAACUAGGGAGCAGCAGCUUUGUUCGAAGGAACUUUCAAGCAAUAGCUUUGUACAUUUCUAGACACCUUUUAGCAAUGUAAAGUGAUGCAAUGAUGCACUAUUUGUAAAAAUAAGAAACAAGGCUGCCUUUUUGUAUGGUUUGUAUUGAUUAGAAGAUAUUGAUUGUUUGUAUAUUGAGUGAUAAAAAUAAGGUGUACGUUAUUCUUUCUGUGUUUUUAUCUUUAGGAGGACCUUUCUUGUAAUAUUUACAUGAUACUGUUCAGAAAGAGAGGCAUUAGUGUCAUAGAUUCAAUAGCACAUCAGAACUAAUGUAGACACCCUCCUGAUAAAUGUUGACUCAUUUUUAUGUAAGAGGAAGCAAUGUAAAUGGGGCUUCUCUAGAGCUAAGUGGGCUUGAAUCCUGAAGCAACUUUCCCCAUUCAAGAAUUUCCAGUUAUUGUCAUUUUAGCUAGGGUGCCAAAUAGCAGUGACGAAUGUCUUGUGCCAACCACCUUGGCCUUCAGCAGAAGGAAUCACGGGAAAGCCUGCCUAUCUCUCCACCCCAGAGCAGAGUUAGUGAUGCUCACUCUCCUUCCAUAGCUUCCAACUCCACUCAGAGCCAAGAGAGAACGCCUGGUGGAAGGCAUUUCCUGACCCCAAACUGGCUUGUGUUUCCUCAAGCCCUCAGAGAGAACAGAUGUUUUAUUGUCAUCGGGCCACAAGUGCUGAAACCCUGAGGCAUUUACAUGCUAAAUUCCCUCACCAAAAAUAUAAGGCAUAGAGGGUUUUUCAGUCUACCACUUGUGAACUGAAUGUGUGGUUUUUUAAUUGCCCUGGUAAGAAUAUGCCCUUGAGUGGCACUGUAAGAGUUUGGUGGGGAGGACAAACCUCAGUCUAGAAAACAAAGACGGUAUUCAACGCAAAGAGAAAAAUUCAAACCUUUACAGCUUAAAGAAAAUAACCCCAAAGCCUCUUUCACUCAAGAAAAUGGUUGUAGACGUGAUUUUUUUUUCUAUAAUGCAUGGGCUAUAUUUUGAAGAGCCUUUUGUUAAGGGAAAAAAUCACAACACAUCAGUCCAAAGGGAAUUAAUGAGUUAGGGAGAAGUGGUUCAAAGAUAACACCAUGACUGACCUUUUUCAAAUCAAAUUUGUAUAUUAUGAUCACCACUAGCAGAGUGCUUCACACCCUUACUACUCACUGCUAUUUUACUGUUUUAGAUACUCUGAAGAUGCAGAAACACUAAGAAACAAAGUCCUGAACAGUACAGUAAGGCUGAAGCUGGGAAGAUUUGACCAGCACUGCACAACACAGAAUCUACUUGUACCAACUUGUUGAUCAUGUUAUGUUGUGGGGCAAAAAUCUUCCCUAAUUAUUCCACCAGGUUAUAGCCAAAUCAUGUAACACAUUUUAUGGUAGAGCUGAUUGCACUUGGACAUGAAAGGGAAGGGAAAAAAAGUUCUUUCAGAUGUUCAAGACUCCCCAAGAGAGAAGUGGGUGUGAUCUAAUCAUCCUGUAUCAUAAAGAAAAAAAGCUAGUCCCUCCCAGGGGAGACAGGGAGUGGAGCUCUAGUUCUUCCAAAGAGACAUCAAAGCCCAAGUACUUCCACUGUAGGGGAAACAGCAGUUUCUGUGCCACUGAAAUGGUGAGUGUGAUGGGGAAGAGCCUGGGAAAAGACACCGAUAAAGUUGGCUAAGGGAACAGGAAGAACCUCCUGAGUUAUUGCUCCUUGGCCCAGUUUGAACUGAUAUCACCAUCUUGGUAGGUGGACUCUGGCUAAAGAGGUGGGAUGUUUUAGCCUUAAGACCCUUCUUACUCGUUCCCAUCACUUCUGUAAUGCAAAUGGUAAUGCAUGAUGUUUAGUAAAAUAAAACUAUGCAAAAAAUU
Tachyglossus aculeatus (Australian echidna) is the source of this 10595-nucleotide messenger RNA. It is a transcript of the gene EGFR, whose product is annotated as epidermal growth factor receptor. Bases 1 to 3666 code for a protein of 1221 amino acids. Gene Ontology annotation, cellular component: basal plasma membrane; signaling receptor complex. Gene Ontology annotation, biological process: cell differentiation; positive regulation of epithelial cell proliferation; positive regulation of kinase activity. The transcript has 28 exons. Gene Ontology annotation, molecular function: epidermal growth factor receptor activity; ATP binding; epidermal growth factor binding. Lineage: Eukaryota; Metazoa; Chordata; Mammalia; Monotremata; Tachyglossidae. The record is from RefSeq and is a predicted model, not a curated record.